AAAAUGGCCGCGACCGUUUCCGCGAAUUCGAGUGCAGUGUUGUGAGUGUGCGUGCAUUUCGACGAGUGGACCAUCGCCUGGCAAGGACCUCGCCGACGCGGGAGGCUAUCGCGAGGCGUGACCGACAGUUCUGCGCAGCUGAUCGAGUAUUGCAGCGCAACGUGCAGCUAUCCAGUUAAAGCGACGAAAGGCAGAGAUCUGUCUUGUAGAGUACGUUGGCAAGUUCGGAAGUUAAGAGAGGCCGACUUUUAAUCACACACAGACCGAAGAGCGUGGUAAACACAGGAGGCAAAUUCCGUUCACCGAGCUAUUUCUGAGAAUUCGUCGUCUUGUCGCUCGUUCACGUGCGCCUUAUCGGACCCAUCGACCGGACGAAGUUCGCUCGCUCGGGGGAUUAAUUAAGAAGCGUGAUUUCUGCAAUUCCGACGCCGCCACCGCCUCCGCCGUCGCUGCUGCUGCCGCUGCCGUCGCCGCCACCAUCACCGUCUUCGCCGUCGCCAUCGCCACCAUUGUAAUCAACGUCGUCGAGUAUCAGACUGGUGAAUGAGGAUCGAAGAACGUCGCCUGCCCACGAGAAUGAUUCACGCUGCCUACGCAAUUCACUACGUUGCUCGUGUGGCGAACCAGGCGCUUACCGUUUCGCCACAGCCGGCAGUAACGGUGGAGGGGCCGGUGUCCAAAAUGUCUCCACCGACGAACGACGUGAACAACGGUGUGGUAGCGUCUCCCAGCACCCUGGCGCCUCGGGUUCCACCGACCACGAACCCGUCCCUCACCAACCCACCGACGCACAAGCGUUCCCCGAAAGACUUCAUCUUUGGCAAGGUGAUCGGCGAAGGAAGCUUCUCCACCGUUUACAUUGCCAAGGAUAUCCACACCACCAAGGAGUACGCAAUCAAGGUGUGCGAUAAGAGUCACAUAAUCAAGCAGAAGAAGAGCGAGUAUGUGAAGCGCGAGAAGGAGGUGCUGAACAUGCUCGCGGACGCCAAGCACUCGUUCGUGCGCCUGUUCUGCACUUUCCAGGACGCGGAGAGACUAUACUUUGUCAUGUCGUAUGCUAAAAACGGCGAGCUCCUGCCUCACAUCAACAAGGUGGGCUCUUUCGACAUCGAUUGCACCAAGUUCUACUCGGCUGAGAUCCUACGCGGUCUCGAGUAUCUGCACGGGCUCGGUAUCAUUCACCGAGACCUCAAGCCAGAAAACAUCCUGCUGGACGACAAGAUGCACGUGCUCAUCACUGAUUUCGGCUGCGCCAAGAUCCUCAAGGACGACCCGGAAACGCCCGCGGACGUGGACGCUCAACAGCAACCGCGUUUCAGGCAACGCAGCGGCUCCUUCGUCGGUACCGCUCAGUAUGUGUCACCAGAGUUACUGACCAACAGUAGUGUGAGCAGAGCAUCCGAUCUCUGGGCCCUGGGCUGUCUCGUCUACCAGAUGGUCGCCGGCCUGCCGCCUUUCCGCUCGAGGAGCGAGUACGUAAUGUUCCAGAAGAUCCUAAAACUCGAGUACGAUAUACCAGACGGUUUCUGCGAGCUUGCCAGGUCGUUCGUUAAUCAGCUUCUCGUAUUGGAGCCGACGCAACGACUGGGCGCUUUGGACGAGCACGGCGCUGGUUAUCCCAGCAUUCGAGCACAUCCUUUCUUCGAGGGCGUCGACUUCGAGACCCUUCACGAGCAGACACCGCCGCCGAUUUAUCCGUAUCUACCCGGCACGUCGGAACAUGAGGAGCUAAGGUCGCAAUACAGGGUACCCGAUAAUCUCGAGCCCGGUUUGGGCCAGAAGCAACUCUCCAGGCUCCUUUGGCUGGGACCCGAAAUAACGACAACCAAUAACGACAACACCACCGCAGCGGAGCAACUCGCUGUUAACGAGUUCUUCAGCGAUAUGCCACUGAGAAAGUGCACCAACAACAGGCCCGACAACGUCUCCAACAUCGCCAAUUUGACGCCGGAACAGAUUAGAAUGCGGCUAGAGAAACAGCGCACUACGAAUCAGUGGCACGCUUUUGUCGAUGACAAUCUUAUACUAAAACAGGGCUUCGUCAAUAAGAGGAAAGGCCUGUUCUCUAGGCGGAGAAUGCUCCUCCUUACUACCGGACCGCACCUAUACUAUGUCGAUUCUUAUAACAAUGUGCUCAAGGGCGAGAUACCCUGGAGUCCAGAACUGAGGGUCGAGCCAAAGAAUUUCAAGAUCUUCUUCGUCCACACGCCAAACAGGACGUACUAUCUUGAAGAUCCCGAGGGAUUCGCAUUGGAAUGGUGUAGAGCGAUCGAAGAGACGCGAGUUCACUGUUACGGCCUGCAGGAGAUGGCCGCUUAAAAUGAAAACUGGAGAGAUCCAAAAGACAGAACACGUAACGAGUGGUAAAGUCCGCGAGUGGCGAUCACUAAAGGCCGAUUUGUUUCCGACGAGAAGAAAUAGCGAAAUCGAUUGUUCACGUAUCAACCGAUUGUAAAAAGUAGACUAGUAGACUUUAUCGCGCGCAUUCCGGAUCGCGCGCUCUGUACAGUUAUAGGCAGAAAUUCAUUAGGCAAAAAAUUCUGAAACGCGAUCUCCGUCGUCAAGAAUCACCGUAUCGCGCGCGGUGUUCAUUAUCACUUACGUUCGCUAUUUAUUGACGACCCUUCAGAUCGUAUCAUCUGCGCGCACACGCGAGAAUCGCACGGUGCUUACGAAAGAGGAAAAUACGGAGGAUUAGAGAAAUUUUUAGCCAAGGCUUCGCUGUGUGACGUAAUUGCGUGAGAUCGAGAUCGCCCCUGUGGGAGGCAUAGGAAAAUAAAGUUCACGCACUCGUAAAUUUCAAUGUUUACAAUGCUCGCGAUACGUAUCAUCCGGAUCUUACGCACAAAUUUUCACGUGAUUCAGCUCUUUGGUGGAAAAAAAAUUACGAAAACAAAAAACCCAAGAGACCGGAUUGUCCCAGGAAGAAGCUUCCCAUCUUAAGGCGGUCUUGGUCGCGCAAAACACGCUUCGCAUGGCGCUAUUAUAGUACUUUAUUUCUAAGUAAUAGUCCAAUUUCGAUAAAAACGCGAUGCGUAUUUAGGUGAAAUUAAAAGCCACGCGCGGCAGCAGCUCGUAACGUCGCCGUACGAAUUUAGACGUCAAUUUAGCCUGGUUAGUCAAAAAAAAAAAAAAAGAAAAAUACAGUGAAGGACAACGAGACGCUACGCAGCUUUAACGAAAUCGUUUUACGUCGCCUGUAAAGGAUCCUCGGAAUCUCGCGACCUUCCGGGCGAUCUUUGCUCUCUUCACGGUGUACAGACAGUAAUUGUUUGUCACGUCGUUCAUCGCCAUUCCCUUUCUCCUCCGCGUAUUCGUAUUCGCGUUUCCCUUCUCGUGAAUUUUCUCUGUAAAUAUCAUAAACGCGUUUCUAUACGAAGAGCAGGCCGCGUAAAAGCAUCUUGUAAUAUAGUAGAUAUGUAAGUAGAAGAAAAGGAAAAGUAUCGUUGUCCUGCCACAGCAUUUUUCACUCGCUUAAUUAUGUCUCUCGUCGUUUGGCCCUCGCGGACUCCCGAGCGUGCGAUCGGUGAUUAGGUGGGAAAAUAUCGAGGGAAAGAAUGAGAUUGGUGUUCGCACGGUUUUCCCAGCACGUUCGUACGUAAGAGGAAGCGGUGGAGAAAAUGGGCAUAGGAAACAAGGGGAAACCUUUGUUUUUUCCUCCUGCAAAAGACUUUUAAACUCUGCCUGAUGAGAAAGGACUCUAGGACUAAUAUAGACUCGUUUGAUAGCUUUAAGAGGCGCUAUAGUAAAAUUUGCUUAGAGCGCGUAUCGCCGAUUCGUUACACCGUUGUCAUUAGCGCGAUUAUUAUUUACGAUAUGAUUUAUAGCGCGUUCGAGCGAAAAUUAUCGCCCGCGUAAUUAUCGCCGCAACCGGUAACGCGGCACGAGUAUUCAUUUUCCUCGCAUAUGUAUAAAUUAGAUAUUUAAACAUGGCCUCGCGCUUCGUUAAUUUAUUUCUACUGUUACUUGCCUCGAAUUAUUUAUUCUCGUUUUUUUUCUCUUUUUUACCGUGCGUCGGGGACCGCAUCGCGCGCGCGUUCAUACAUAGAGAUUACAGACUAGUUAACUAUCUCGCUACACCGCGUUCUAUAUAUUUACUAUAUUAUUAUUAUUAUUAUUAUUAUUAUUAUUAUUAUUAUUAUUAUUAUUAUUAGAGAAUAUAGCGCUAUUACUACUAUUACUACCAUCACCACUGCGUUGUUGCUACGUUAUUGCGUACAUAUAUAUAUAUUAUAUAUAUUCUAUAUUAUACGUCAACUAUUGUCGUUAGACUUAGCUGUUUUUAGGUAUAUACCGUUUACUGCGAAUACGUACUACCGCGUUGAUAAGAGAGGGAAAGGAAGAAAUUGAGGCGCGAUUCGACCCGUGAUAUCGCGAGCGAGCCGUAGUCCGAUCGUGUAUAAAUCUGUACAGUACUAAACAUAUGAAAAUAUUUAUAUAUAUAUAGAUAUAUUGUACGGUAUAUAUAUAAAAUAUUUAUAUAAUGUGAAUAGUGCGUAGUUAGGGGGGAAAAACUGUAUAAAUGUUCAUAGGAUAAAAUCGCGUUUAGGUUUAAUUCUCGUUGAUAUUCUCGGCACGGCUUGUUCGCGAUUCCGCUAACGAAAAGCUUUAUUUAGUCUCUCCUGUUUAUAUAUCCCUCUCCUCUCGCAUGGCGCAGACAUAAACAGGGUAUUCGGGGGAUGGCCGAGGUGGUCGGUGGUUGGCGCGUGUUGCGUCGUACGAUGUUCGAAAAAAUGGUGAUCUGUUCUUUUAUGGAUCGGCAUUGUCCUCGCUACCCAGCGGCUUUGCUUAAAAUGACCGCUUUUGGCGGGCUGCGUACGGUGCGGGCGGACGAGAACGGGGAACGAGCGAGCAACCACCAUCAGCGUUCCACGGUCAAACUCCACUUCUUUUUUCUAGUGAGAAUCGUUCGCGAGGGGGAGAGCUUAUCCCUUUAGUUCCAAGUUUCGCUUCCGGCGAAUCGCGCCUCGGUUUCGCAACGUAGUCUCUCUGCCGUGAACGAAGCACGUGGGUCGUGGUGAAUUUUGGUUUAUAUAUACAUAUAUGUGUAUAUAUAUAUAUAUAUAUAUAUAUAUAUAUAUAUCGCGUGAAGUCAUACAUAAAAGAAAAUAUAUAUUUUUCGACGUAGGAACAAAUAUAUUUCCGUGCAUGUGUAAAUAUAUCACGCAUCGAUGUUGUGCUUCUUUUCCGGGGAGAAAGAGUACGUACUACUACAAAAGUCCGAUCGCCGAUCUCGUAUCUCGCAAACACGUCGAAGUCUUUCUUCUUUUCUGUAUACGAGAUAGGGAGAACGGAUCGCGCGCGUGUCGUUUCCAUCGCGGGGAAACUUUGCAGGUCCUAUGUUUUGUGCAGGCAUUGCAAACUUUCAGAUGGGAACGCGCGCGCGUACGUUUUUCUUAGGAGGUACACAACGACGCGUUUCCGAUUUUCUUUUUCCGAAAAGGGCAAGAGAGCGUUGUCGAGCGUCUCUCGUUCGUCGUCCGGCACCGUUCCCGAGAUUUCUGCCGGCUCUUUGGUCCGUGCGCUUCGGACCUUCAGUCUCUGUUAUAUCACAGCGAAGUAAUCGAUUUGGACGUGACUCCGUUAAAGAGACAUGCCAAGGCGCUAUGUUCACUAAAAGAAGAGAUAACCAAUUUAACUAGGCUAAAAGUUUUUCAAAGGAGACGUAUACUUAAAUCGGAUCUCUUACACCAGAAAUCGUUUAUAAGAUCUGCGAAACACGCAAGUAAUAACAGCCAAGGCCUUGCGGACGUUCAGAUGCCUACUAAAGCAGAAACGCGUUUCAACUAUUGAUUGCAGUAUUACUAAAUGUAUACAGAUUAAAUGUAAUACACUAUACAUACAUACACAGAAAACACAUGGAAACACAAACAAUAUACACUCGCGCAACCUAUGAGAAGACUUUGUAAAUAGUUAGAAUAUAAUUGAUAUUAUAGGCGCCAAGAUGUAUUAAGGAUAACAUCAAAUUUAUUCAGAAUAAAUCUUCCGAAAUAUCGCAUAAA
Molecule: messenger RNA, 6002 nt
Organism: Solenopsis invicta (red fire ant)
Lineage: Eukaryota; Metazoa; Arthropoda; Insecta; Hymenoptera; Formicidae
Gene: Pdk1
Product: 3-phosphoinositide-dependent protein kinase 1
Exons: 7
Coding region: 544-2319 (591 amino acids)
Biological process (GO): peptidyl-serine phosphorylation; intracellular signal transduction
Molecular function (GO): protein serine/threonine kinase activity; ATP binding
Source: RefSeq, a predicted model, not a curated record